GGAUAACAAGCGAAUGCGCGUGCGCGCGGUUCCGCCUUAAAGACUCGCCAUAUCGUUGAAAUAGUGGCGUCGGUAGGUAGCGCUGCGGUGGCCGGCUACUUCGUUAAGGGCAGAGACGUUCCUCUCCAGCAACAUCGAGAUCCAGUUUCCCUUAAGCCGCUCUCGCGCGUUUGUCUGUUCUCGUCGCGUUCGCGUCGUAUCCUACCGAUUAUUUUCUCCUUCCUCCCCCCUCCCCCGCCCGCGCACGAGAUCGUCGACACGGUAGAGAACCGCGCGGUAUACACACGGACGUGUCGUCGUAGCACCAAGUGCUCCGCUUUUAAAACUAAAUUGCCCGGUGCCCGAGCCGUAGGAUGGCGUUCAACGGAGACGGACCACACUCCAAGAGGCAGCGACUCGAGGAAUCUGGUCACAGGAAUCACGAGUAUGGCGGAUACGGAGACGAACCGCGACGUAAAAGAGAAGACAAUAACAAGCCGAACCACGUUCUCCUCUUCACAAUUAUCAACCCGGUCUACCCCAUCACUGUGGAAGUAUUGCACACGAUCAGCACGCCCAGCGGGCAGGUUCAGCGCAUUGUCAUAUUCAAGAAGAACGGCGUUCAAGCAAUGGUGGAGUUCGACUCGGUGGAAUCGGCAACAAGAGCAAAGGAGACGCUUCACGGAGCAGACAUAUAUUCCGGUUGCUGCACGCUGAAGAUCGACUUCGCCAAGCCUACCAAACUGAACGUAUACAAGAACGACGCGGAAAGCUGGGACUACACAACGCCGACGCUGGGGGCUGCGUGUACGUGCGUACACGAACUUCUCUCCGCCAGGGUCUGGGAAUCGUUCCUUCUCUCGCCUCUGUUUCCAUUUAAAGAAUCGCCAUUUCGAUAUACGCUUUCAGCGGGCGGCCUCUUGCUCGCGUUUUCUUGACGCCGAGGGCGUGUGCAGCCGUGCACACAGAAGAUGAUGCUAAUUGGAUAGAAACGUAGUCCUCGAUGCGAGCUUGCAGGGUUUCCGUAAAACGUUUCCCCCCGCGUUUUAAGUUCACGUCUACGCGCCAUCGGACGACACGCGGGAACGUCGAUCGAACGUCGUCGUCGAAAAAUCGAAGGAAAGUAAUUAAAGUAUAUCAAAGUCGCGAGUCGAUCAAAUUCGCGAUGAAUAAU
Messenger RNA from Frieseomelitta varia, 1153 nucleotides. Its product is annotated as heterogeneous nuclear ribonucleoprotein L-like. Gene Ontology annotation, biological process: regulation of RNA splicing. Lineage: Eukaryota; Metazoa; Arthropoda; Insecta; Hymenoptera; Apidae. Gene Ontology annotation, molecular function: mRNA binding. The transcript has 7 exons. The coding region runs from base 354 to 917 and encodes 187 amino acids. Gene Ontology annotation, cellular component: nucleus. The record is from RefSeq and is a predicted model, not a curated record.